Plasmodium vivax (malaria parasite P. vivax) is the source of this 2895-nucleotide messenger RNA. RefSeq lists its product as hypothetical. The coding region runs from base 1 to 2895 and encodes 964 amino acids. The record is from RefSeq and is a predicted model, not a curated record. The transcript has a single exon. NCBI's taxonomy places the organism in Eukaryota, Apicomplexa, Aconoidasida, Haemosporida, Plasmodiidae.
AUGCACAAGCGGAAGGCGAGCGCCCCCGUCUUAGGGGACCGGCCCAGUGACUCAAAGCGCAGAUGUGAAAGAGGCACCGAGGGUGAUGCUUCCUUUUGGAGGAAAGCAAAAUCGGAAGGAUGUCAAACGGUGGACGACGCUUUAUUAAAAUGUAAAGGAGGGACGGCAGGACUGUUAGAGGGUUUGAGAUUUGGGGAGACAAAGGAGCUGGCAACUCGGCUGGGGGUCCCCCCGGUUGAGGACAUCCCAGUUGAGGACAACCCGGUGGAGAAUAUCCCAGUUGAAGGGGGCAGUCUUUGUGGAGCCGCUUCGAAGGGGCACCCACAGAGCAACUCCCACAGGUCCUACCCCCCAGCGGAGAGACUCACAAGUGCGCAACUCUCCAUUUUAGAGAAGGGUGAGCAUGAGGAAGGUAAAGAGGAACGAAACGAGGAAGCACCAGGGGGGGAAGCAAAUUUUGAGCGGAUGAACGAUGUGGGUGACCCCCUGUGCGGUGGGAUGCCCCACGAAGGAGGCGAACGGGGUGAUGUGAAACAGGUAGGUAUGGCACAUUUCGAAAUGGCAAGUGGAUUCAUCACGAAGGGGAAUGCGGACCAGCUGGAGGAGCGCAUAGCGGAGUGCCCCUCGUCAGAUCUGCCACAGGGAGAACGCUCCCCAAAUGAAGGGGACGACGAUGUAGGCGAAGAAGAAGCUUCUGAUGAUGAUCAUCAUGAUGAUGGUGAGGAAGUUUUCCGAGACGGCAAAAUGGCCGCCUCCGCCAGUGGGGGAAAACCCUUCGAGGAGGACCAACCAGAGCUGAGGAGAAACCCAAGCGGCUACCCCCCCCUGCUGUCUACCCUAAGCGACGAGUUGCUGUGCUGCACUUCCAAUGGUAGCGACGAAACGAACAAGCGAAGUGGCACCCAUGAAUGGUUAGCCCUGCCAAAGGGGAAGGAAGGGGAAAGUCCCCUUUGUAGAAGCAGCCAGGUAGACGUGAACCAUCAUGGGGACGUCCCCUCUGAUGAGGAGAAGACGUUCUGCGAAACUCUAACCAGUGAUGGGACCUCCUCCAAACGUGUUUACCAUUUUAGGAGAAGCAAAGAUAAUAUACAUAUAUACACACCAGGGGGAGGGACCUACUUAACCAUCGAGGACCACGGAGAGGAGACCCCCGAGUCAGUGACGAGUGAACAGUCAAGUGGGACACUCCAGUGUGGAAGUGGCCAACUGAAGGUUACAGUUAAGCGGGAGGUUAACCCUGGGGAACGACUGAGGGACCCCCUUUUCGUAAACACCCAACGUGCCUCCUUCCUGCGAAGCACUGACCAGAGUAACCACACGGAUAGCCAAACAGGUGUUAGAACGCACGAAGUGAUGAACUCAUUUGAAAGUGCACAGAUGAAUGGCAAGUCUCUUUUUGCAGAUGGACCAGCGGGUACAACUCCCCAUGAGGAGCGCAAAUAUGCAUGUGUAGGGAGUCUCCACCCAAGAAGACGAAGCGCACCGGGGAGGACACGCAAGAGAAAACUUACGCCAAUGACCAAGAAGAAGGUGAAGGCGGAAAAAAAAAAAAAAAAAAAAAUCCCGGGGAGAAUUUACAAAGUUAUUGUACGGGGGAAGGAGUGCUGGAGGGCCGAAUGGUUUGUUCAAAGGGGCUUCCAAGAAAUGAGUUGCAACGCCACCGCAAAGGUGAUGCCGAAGAUGAAGACUGAAACGGGCAGUGGAAGCGACCAGGUGAGCCGCCCCUACGGAGGGGAGCACCCCCCCCUGCGCAGUCACAACCACGGGAAUGAAAACUCAUUCGUUAAAAAGAGUAAGCAGUUUUCCGUCUCGGUGUAUGGCCCUGAAAACGCGAGGCUGUUCGCCCUGUUCGAGCUGAUCAAAUACAACUCCGUGCCGGAUGGCUUGAGAGAGGAAGCCAAUGUGUGCAUCUGCAACAUUAAGAAAAAUUUGAUGGUGCAGGGGGGGUCCGCCGACAAAUCGCGCAGCGGCCACUUCCUGCCUCUUAUGCUUGCCGGUUGGGACGAUGCCUACUCACCUGCCUUGUUCAGAAAAAUCCAGGGAGAUAUGGUGCGCACCUGGGGCCAGUUUACCGACGGGGGGGGUAGCGACGUACACAUGGCGUGCAGCGGCAUACACAGCGGUAGCUGCGAGGAGCCCCCGCGAGCUGCGCCCCGCUUCGAUGGACACAGUUUUCCUCGCAAAGGGAACCCCGCGGGGGGGUUCGAUCAGGUGGAUAGGCGCGGCGGGGACUUCGCUAGCCUGGGGGGAGACGCACCAAGCUACGCGCCGAGCCGCAGAAAUGAUCAGCCUACCCUGAUGAGUAACCACCCCAACCGCCUACCCAACUGCAGCGGCCACGCGGACAACCCCUCCGCACACCACCAGAACAACCUUGUCCACAGCAUCAACGCGUAUAACCUGCACUCGAGGCACAUGGCCCACACGUUCGCGGCGAACAAACCGUCCAUGGCAAGCCUGCACAAGAGCUUCAACAGUAGCGAUUAUGCCUAUCGGCCCCACGGAGAGGAACUCGUUAAGCUACAAAAUGGUUUCUCAUUCGGACAGUUGAACGAACAGACAAGUGGGAUUAACAGAAACUGGGCCCUGCGCGUCAACCAUCCUGGGUACCAUUACAAUUACGCACGGGGGGACGACAAGAUGAACGGCAUGGCUAGCUGUGCGUCUCUCCAAGGCUACCCAAAUGGGUAUGCCAACAGCCAUGAGGAUGUGAGAGGCGCUCCGGAAAACCCGACCGCUGACUUGGCCAUCUUUGGCAGCUAUUUUCACUCCGAUGGGAAUGCGGUUAAUUGCAAAAUGGAAAAGAGUGCCCCCGCCUUUGGGCCAAAGAUGUCGAAUGGGGGCGGCAGCGCGUUUGACCAGUUCGGCGGGGGGGCUGCACAUUUGAAGGGUUGA